This is a messenger RNA of Rotaria sp. Silwood1, 711 nucleotides long. The record is from the annotation of a GenBank genome assembly. Lineage: Eukaryota; Metazoa; Rotifera; Eurotatoria; Philodinida; Philodinidae.
AUGUUUACGACGGCAUUAUCAUGGUUCAUGUCAUUUCUGUUGAGCGUUCAAGUAACACUUUGUACACAACCAUAUUUUCCUCCACAGAUCACAUUUUCUAUUGAUGAUGAUCAAACAAUCAUGGCAAUCGAUGAACUAAAUUUGCGAGCUUAUCAAACCGGUGUUUAUACCGGAAAACAAUACUCAUUGGUGAUGAAAAAUUUUCCAUAUCCAAUUUCAGUUUCACCACAAUCGAAACAUUAUGUUCAAUUAUGUGUAUCCGUUUCGCCGAGCGAUUGUAUAUAUGAAACAUAUUGGAAGUAUGGGGGCAAUUGUUUUAAUUCAUUUUCUCUUCAUUGGUGUCAUAAUAGUACUUCAUUUAAAAUUGAAAAUUACAUCAAAUUUGACUAUGAAAUGAUACAUUCAAGCAAUGAUACGGUAACGAAAGAUUACUGGUAUUCCAAUGUCCAAUGUCGAGUCUGUGGUCGUGACCAGUAUCCAUGUGACGAAAUUUAUUUUAAGAAAAACACUGACAUACCUAUUAGAAGAAUUCAAGCUGAAGGCUGCGAAUGCGAACGACAAACAACAACAUACAAAGUUAUAUCGAUGGGUAAACCAGAUGAAAGUCUAUUCGAUACGAUUCCAAAAAGUUGGGCAUAUUAUGAUGACCGAUCAAUUCGUCGCACAUGUAUUGUAGAGAAUACAUUGAUUGAAUUAAGUGAUUUAGUUUAG